Paramecium primaurelia is the source of this 1569-nucleotide messenger RNA. The record is from the annotation of a GenBank genome assembly. Lineage: Eukaryota; Ciliophora; Oligohymenophorea; Peniculida; Parameciidae.
AUGUUAAAUUCCAAGAAGCUAAUUAAAUCAAAUCAGUUAAAUGAAUUAAAUAAUUAUCUUCUAGAAGUAAAGCAAGCAUUUAUUACAGAUGUACAUCAUAAAUAGUUUAAAAAAAGGAUUUUUAAUUUACAAAUGAACCUGUUAAUAUAAAUGAUAACAAAUUUCCAUUAUAAGAAAUUAUUGAAAAUACUAUUCCAUAAAUUAAAUAGGAUUAAAUAAAAUAACCUAUAUCUUAACCUUCAGAUGAUAUUUAGAAUUUGCUCCAAGAUUUGACAAGUUUAUUGGAAAAAAAUUUAUAAGAAUCCCAUAAUUUAUAUCAAAUUUUUUAAUCUAAUAAGUAAUUUAAUAGUAGAGGUUAAGAUUCUAAUUCUUCUUUUUAAGAGAAUAUUGAAGGAUUACAAGAAGAUAUUAAAUAAAAUGAAAUAAGAUUAUUGUAAAUGUAAAAUUCUAGAUUACUAAAUAAAAUUGAAACACUUAAUGAAUAAAUUGCACAAUUCGAAUCAGAUCUACAUGAAAAUUCAUAGGAUUAUAGAUAAUUGGUUAGUUUAAUAAAUUCUACUUAUUGUAUUUAAAGAAUUCAAUAUAUUGUUUAAUAAAAUGAAAUUGCAAUAUUAGGGAAAGGAAAUGAUGAAGAAAUAGAGUAGGGAGUUUUUGUUAUUGUUGAUGAUUAGAUAAUUUUAUCUCCUUCUUAUUUAGAUGAAAAUAAAAUGAUUUUAGAUAUUUCUUAAAUAGUAGAUGUCACAUAUAAAAAUGAUUUUUAGAUUAUUAUACAUUAUAAGGAAGGUAAAUUAAUAUUAAUUAUGGAAAAUCAAUAAGACUUUAGUAAAAUAGAUUUAUCUUUAUGGUCAAUUAUGAGAAAAAAUGUUUGUCUAAAUUCUGAGUAAUUAAUAUAUUUAUAAGAUUAGUAAAUUAUUUGAGAAUAGUUUAUUUGAAAGACCUUUUAGAUAAGAAAUUAAUAUAGAUUAUAAAAAAUUAAAAGAGCAAUUGUCUAAUAUAAUUCCAUAAAUGGAAUAGGAUUCAAAAUAAUAAUUUACUUUAAAUAUCAAAAAUUCUGAUCAUUUUACUGAAGCUCAUUAAAAUAGUAAUAUUCUAAUUUAAUCUUAAUAAUCACCAGAAUUAAAAGGAAUAUAACCAAAAUAAAUGAUUUAAAUAAAUUAAUAAACAAAAUUAUAACAUGCAUUACUUUAACUAAAAUAAGGAUUUUGCAUGAUUAAAUAUUCAGAAGGAUAAAGAAAACCAAAUAUUAAAAUUAUAUAUUUAACUGAAAAUGAACAAUAUAUAAAAUGGAAAGAUGAAUUAUAACCUUUUGAUUAAAAAAAUACUUCAGAAUAAAAAUCUAUCUAAAUUUCAUAAAUAAAAGAAAUCAAAGAUAAAGCUUAAGGAUCAGGUUUUGACAAAUUUAAGAAAUAUCGUUAGGGGAAAGAAUCUCUUGGAAUAACAAUUAUUGCAAAGAGAAAUUUGGAGUUAGAUGCACCUAAAUAAGAAAUUAAAGAUUUAUUUUUGGAAUGUUUAAAAAUUUUACAAGAAAAUAAAUAAAAUAACAAAUUUGAGUUGAAAAACAAAAAAUGA